This is a messenger RNA of Trichogramma pretiosum, 5444 nucleotides long. RefSeq names its product serine/threonine-protein kinase tousled-like 2 (gene Tlk). The coding region runs from base 1616 to 4084 and encodes 822 amino acids. NCBI's taxonomy places the organism in Eukaryota, Metazoa, Arthropoda, Insecta, Hymenoptera, Trichogrammatidae. Gene Ontology annotation, cellular component: nucleus. Gene Ontology annotation, biological process: chromosome segregation; intracellular signal transduction; peptidyl-serine phosphorylation. The record is from RefSeq and is a predicted model, not a curated record. The transcript has 7 exons. Gene Ontology annotation, molecular function: ATP binding; protein serine/threonine kinase activity.
GUGUAAUAAGACGAGAGAGUCGACAACAUAGUGGCCCAAUAUACUCAAGCUCUCUCGUUGCCAUUGUAAUCGUCGUCUCAUCGAUAUACAUCUCCAUAUUCGGCUCGUUUACAUCGUUCCGAUAGAGCAUCGCCAAGAGAGCGGCUACUUGGUUAACAGUACAAUUAACGUAUCGACUCGUAUUAUGAUAUAUUAGAUUAACGAAAAAUCGCAGCCGAUCGCCGAAAUUCCGUAGCGCCUGUGUGCCUGCUGCUAUUACUACCUACUGCUGCUGUUGCUGCUGCUGCUGCUGCUGCUGCUGCCGUUGCUGCUGCAAGUGCGUGAACAUAUAUAUUGUGUAGUUGCAUAUAUAGAUAUACCUGUAUGCCAACGGCUGUGCGUGCGCAAGGAAGGAGUUUGAAGUGUGUCGCGAAUUUAUACAUCAUAUAUACAUCGCACGGAAAAAGAAAAACAACGUUGACAUAUUAAGUGUUUUCUUCAUUAAGUGUGCAGUUGAUUAUAAUCUGACAACCAGAAUAAACGUAUCUUCUGGACUAACGUGACGUCUGCGUGUGUUGUGUAUAUGUGCGUGCGUGUAUAUACAUAUAAAAUACGUGUGUGUGUUGUGUCGAAUUCGCAGUGUGCUAUAUGUACACACAUGUAAAUGAUAGCGUGCUAUAUAUUACGAGGCGCGUUGAAUCGUCGCUUUUCAUCUAUGACAACGGCGUCGGACCCUCUCGUUGGACGCAGACAAUGAAAACGUCGCUUGGAUGAAUAAUUUUAAUUCUUCACCAUUAUUAAUUUGCUGCUGCUGUCGCUCAGCUCUUUACUGCCGUAUCCUGCUAUACCUGUAUAGCGUGCGUUGGUGUUGGUUACCCGCGCGCGUGAAAUAACCUCAAAAACAUUACGUUUUGCAUCUAUUCUAUCUAUAUACACAUACAACAGGCACACUUGUGUACGACAACGACGAUACGACGAUUCUUCACACACGAACGAACGCACCCACACAAACAACGCUCGCUCGCACACAGUGGCACGCAAGAGUCGAGCAGUUUUUCCUACAUAAUAAUAGUCUUAUCAACUCUACGUGUGCCGAUUCGUUAUUACUAUUGUUUUUUUCCUCGUUGGACCCACGAAGAUAGAGAAGCUGUGGCUAAUCGCGCGAUCGAAAAUUCCUGUGCCAGAUAUCGUUCGAGAAUUCGCCACAAUGGUCCGGAAAAAGUAAGAAGAUUUCUCCGAUUUUUCCUCGAAAAAUUCAGCUCGGAUCCAAAGCUCAGGGUUCGAUUUUAAUACGCAGAAGCUCAUUUUUUUCGUUUUUACUUUUUUUUCUUCUUUUUUUUUUUGUUGUUGAACGACGACGUCGACAGUGAUCUGUGUUGCAUCGCAGUUGUGCAAGGGAGAGAGUGACUUACGAGCUAUUAUCAGAUGAUUUUUUGCAUGAAGAUAGUUCAUUGAGUUAUUUUUUGUUAUAAUACAUGCACGGUAUCAGUGCAGCAGUGCUUGCAGUUUAAAAGACAAAUUCGUGCUUGUGCGUGUGCAGUUGGGAUUAAAUGAUUUGUUCGAUUCAAUUAGUGCCAAUUACAGUUGUCCGAUGGAUUAUCAGGAAUGACUGAGAACUGCUGGAGUGCUGGCGGUGAUGUCUGCUGGAGCUCAAUUACAGAUGGCACCCCAAACAACAGCUAAUUCUGGUCAGUCAAUUCUUAGUCAAGACUCAAACAUGAGCACUGGCUCGUCGCACAGCGACAAGGAAGCAGAUCCUAAUACUCCUGAAAAGGUACCUAGAACCAUUACAGAAAGAAAGAGGAAACGCAAAGCGGAUGACACUGGAAGUGGUCCUGGUCCAACGACAAAAGGAGCCAGAUCUGCUGCUGGUAUAGAUAACAAAAAAAUUAAUGAAUAUUUUCCAAAACAUCAUGUUGGAAAUAGUCCUAUAAGGCAUGGAGGUGCCAAAAGUCCUUCGCCACAACAGUCAUAUUCCAUGUUCCCACCACCACAAUUAAUACCACCCCAACAGCUUGUACCACCUCAACAAGCAUCGACUGGCUCAGGGGUGGUAUCUGCAACUUCUAAUGUUGGUGGCUCUACGUCAGGUGCCCCUUCAAAUCGCGAACCAACGACUCCGACGACGACGACCGGUAACGCGUUAGGUACGAGUGCCUCUGCGGUUUCAGGAUCGGAAUUCCUGCAACCACAGAGGCCUGCUGCACUUACGUCGUCUACGAGUCCCACGUCGACGACUGGCAAUGCCACCGCACCAGUAACAAGUGCAACCAACACGACAGCAGCUUCGACAGCAGCAGUAGCUGCUGCGAGUGCGUCAAUGGUUAGCAAAACGGUGCAGGUAAGGUCAGCCAAUCUACCUAGGACGGGUCAGGUCAGGCAGCAGAAGAACACCACUCCAAAUACUGAUUUAACUUGCCAAAGGAUACAAGAGUAUGAAACUCAGACUUCGUCCGAUUUAGAAUUACGAAAUAGUAAAAUCGACGAUCUUAAUAGAGCGAAUGAAGAACUUAGGCAUCAGGUGAAUAGCCAACAAAAAGUCAUAGAUCAACACAAAUCGCAGAUUAGUAAAUGUGUUGACGUAGUUAAGAAAUUGUUGAAGGAGAAAUCAAAUAUUGAGAAAAAAGAAGCGCGUCAGAAAUGCAUGCAGAAUCGUUUGAGGCUAGGUCAAUUCGUUACGCAAAGGGUUGGUGCUACUUUUCAAGAAAAUUGGACUGAUGGUUAUGCCUUCCAAGAACUGGCUCGCCGUCAAGAGGAGAUCACGACUGAACGCGAAGAAAUCGAUCGCCAAAAGAAACUUUUGCUAAAGAAGAGACCCUCUAACAGCGAGACAGGGAGAAAACGCAGCAGUCAGCCUGCCCAACCGGCGUCUUUACACAACGGUACUGAGCCUACGUUCCUCAAACCCGACGCGGUUCCAGGCUCUUACACGUGGCAGGAAUAUUACGAAGCUGAUGAAAUUUUAAAGCUACGUCAAAGUGCUCUAAAAAAAGAAGAUGCCGAUCUGCAGCUAGAAAUGGAAAAACUUGAACGCGAACGUAACUUGCACAUUCGUGAACUCAAAAGAAUACACAACGAGGACCAAUCGAGAUUUAAUUCACAUCCUGUUCUAAAUGAAAGGUAUCUUCUCCUUAUGCUAUUGGGUAAAGGCGGAUUUAGUGAAGUUCACAAAGCGUUCGAUCUCAAGGAUCAACUUUAUGUUGCCUGCAAAGUGCAUCAACUAAACAAAGACUGGAAAGAAGAUAAAAAAGCUAACUAUAUUAAGCACGCUUUAAGGGAAUACAAUAUUCACAAGGCUCUUGAUCACCCAAGAGUAGUCAAGCUGUACGACGUUUUUGAGAUUGACGCUAACUCUUUUUGUACAGUGUUAGAAUACUGCGAUGGUCACGACUUAGAUUUUUAUUUAAAACAGCACAAAACUAUUCCAGAAAGAGAAGCUAGAUCAAUAGUGAUGCAAGUAGUAUCAGCUUUGAAAUAUCUUAACGAAAUCAAACCUCCGGUGAUUCACUACGAUUUGAAACCAGGCAACAUUUUGUUGACUGAAGGUAACGUUUGCGGUGAAAUCAAAAUCACAGACUUUGGACUUAGCAAAGUAAUGGAUGAAGAAAACUAUAAUCCUGAUCACGGGAUGGACCUGACUUCGCAAGGAGCCGGAACUUAUUGGUAUCUUCCACCAGAAUGUUUUGUGGUUGGUAAAAAUCCCCCCAAAAUCUCAUCCAAAGUUGAUGUGUGGAGCGUUGGAGUAAUAUUUUAUCAGUGUCUUUACGGGAAAAAACCUUUUGGGCACAAUCAAUCCCAGGCUACAAUUCUAGAAGAGAAUACAAUUCUCAAAGCCACAGAAGUUCAAUUCGCCAAUAAACCAACCGUCAGUAAUGAAGCUAAGAGCUUCAUUCGAAGUUGUUUGGCGUAUCGGAAAGAAGAACGCAUCGAUGUAUUAACUCUGGCACGGCAUGAGUAUUUACAGCCUCCAGUACCAAAGCACGGUAGGCAAGCGAAUAGCCAACAGCAACAGCAGCAACAACAACAACAAAUUCAGCAACAACAACAACAGACUUCAUUCACAACUGGUAUGUUCAGUGGCAUGAACGCAUCAAGUAGCUCGUAGCUGUCGAGUACCGGUGCCGGUGGUGAUAGAGACUCUCGUGGAGCUAUCAUUGCUUACACGCCGAACUUGGGCUUGUUAAAAGAUAACGAAGAUGUAACACCAGCUGUUGUGCUUAUGGAACGACGGAGAAAACUUACAUGAUGAUGGAAACAAAACAGAAAUUGUAAAUAAACCCUCCUUCAUAAUUGAAGACCGUCUCUAGUAGAGAUGUACAUAACGAAUAAGCAGUUAAGUCAGCCACGCAUCAACGAUCGAGGUUUCAUACGUGCCUCAUCUAUAGGACUGGCUGCCUAUGAAGUCUUGAAAAGACAAAAAACGCUCACAAACAAAUUUUCCGAUUCAUGACAAAGCGAACACAGAGAAACAUAAAACUGUGUUCUUACAUUAUAAAUAAUCAAUCGUAUUAUCGUUCCUUGUAUCAAAACGAAAAAAGUGGAUUACUGAUGAUUAAUACAAAUAGUGCUAUUAUUGAUUGAACAAAUAAGGCGAAAUAAUAACUAUAAGAAUUGAGUACGAAAUGAAAUGAAAAAAAAUGUGAUAAGUCAUUGUAAACAUAUAAUACGAGAUAUAAAACAAUACAACGGAGUCGAGGAGUUUGAGAAAAAAUGAAUAGACAAAACAAAUUCGCGAAUGUGUGAUAAAUGUUGAAAGCUGAUAAAAAUGUAGUAUCUAGUGAAAGUGAAAUUAUUACUCAGUGACUGAAAAAAGACAGACAUAGCGAACGAGUGAAUGCAUUAGGUUUUGAUGAAUCUUUGAAAAUCAGAGCAAUGACUCCGGGGCAAAUUCCACACGUACAUAUUACAUGAUAGUGUUGUACUUGACUAAUCAUCAAAGUAACUGUAAUAAUAUUGAAGCUUUUUUGUUGUUGUUUGAACAUGUGAUUUUUUCCUCUUUUGUUCUGAACAUUAAGCUUGUAAAAAUUAUUUCGUGGUGAUUGAAGGUUAUAUUCGAGUGAGUGCGGUUAUAAUAAUGACUGUAAGUUUGUUUUUAAUGGUAACUCAUAAUUAGCAGCAAGCAUGUAUAAGCGUGUUAUUUGUAAUUUGUAAAUAUUUAUGCUUUAUAUAUAUCUAAACUGAUGAAUCUGAUAUAUAAUAUAUAUAAAUAUAUAUAUAGUGUAUAAAUAUUUUAAGUUAGUAGCGGAUAACGUAACGAUGAAAUGGACAGUUAACAAAAUUAGCAAUUAUUAAAAAAAAAACCGUAAAUUAUAAUAAUGAUGAUGAAUUGUAGUGAAGUUAAGACAUGGAAUUUGUGUGGUGGAUUACUCCUCACAUGGUUGUCGUGCAACGCCAUAUAUUCCAUGAAUAUUUGACCCGCACAUCUAUGUUACUUUAUUCGAAAUAAAAUGAAUAAUUGAUUACUU